AUGGCUGGUUUACAAGAUCUCUUUAUACAAAAUCUGAAUGCCAAUCGAUUUGAUAAUGGUCUUCCUCCUAUUUCACCUUUGGAAAAGCUUUCAAUAUGCAAAGGUGCCGUUUUUACUUAUAGUCUCAAAAAUUGGUACAACGAAAACUGGAAACAAUGGGACGAUGAUGAUGAAGCCAAUGAAAGUACUUUUGCAUCAUUGAAAACAAAAUCUACUCAAAUGGAUGAUUGGAACGAUGGAUUUAUUAGGUCAUUGAAUUCAGCCGACAGCGUUCUAUUACCACCCUUACCUUUUGGACCUUACAAUGACCCAUUACGAACAAUGACUCUUUCUGCUGUUUUUCCUCUUGCAGAUGACGGAACUGGCAAUUAUACAGAUGAUGCGAUACACAGCAAUAUGGAUGCACUUACUGCUAAUUUUUGGGAACUUUCUCGCGAAUUUGCGCCAUCUACACAACAACGAUCGUUUUUAUCAACGUUACUGGAUCAAGCGAUUACUUCAUGGAUCAAAGACCCUUCCAAUCGUGAUUACUUGGCUCCUUAUGACUCCAAUAAUAACAAUAGUUUAAAUGGUGAAUCAGUCGGACGGGAUAAUUCAACUGGACUUGUACGGAAUUUAUUACAUGCAAUGAGUCAAAACAGGACUGGCUCCAUCACUCAACAGGGAAAUCAAAUUACUGUCAUCAAAUCAGAUCAAGUGGAAACAAUCAUCAACGCAUUAUUCCGGACCAACAUGGAUGAUGGUAACAAGAAUAAAAAAAGUGAUAGCAAUACGGAUCAUAUCAAAUUACGUAAUGCAAAUUCUGAUAUUACGCUAUAUACAUCUGGUGCACUUGGAUUACGACUGAAGUAUGGAGCAUCAGUACCUAAACAAUCGUUUUUAUGGAAUAUGGUGACAUUUGAACUACACGCUUUACAGGAGAUGAACAAAGGAGGAUAUAGUACCUCAACAUCGUCAUCAUCAUCAUCAUCUUCUUCUUCAUUUAUGGGUUUCCUACGGAUAUUAUGGAUAGAAGUUGUUCGACAAAUUCGAUGGCACUGGGAAAAUCUGAUACCUAUACCUCACGUAGAUCCCUUCUUAUAUCGACCAUCAUUAUCGACUGAUAGUGAUGAUACCCUCAAAAAAGACUCGCAACAUAAUGGAACUCUUGGUAUUGAUCUGAAUUACAACAUUUUACACCAAAAACUUGCUAUGAUCAACUGUUGUAUUCAUCAAAGUAUCAAAACUUUACCUAUGGAAGAAGAUUCCUCAUCAGUACCAACAUCUGGCAAAAAGAUAUCAACACUAUUCGACAAGGUUCAUGAUUCAAGGAUGACUUCUAACAACAAUAGCAAGAAUGAAAAAAAGCUUGGGACAAUGGAUAGAUUCAACAACUUUUUAGAGCAGCUGGUAGAUGGGGACAAUGAUGUAUCCACGGAAACAAAGGUAUGGUUUUUCAAGAUCGAUGCAGAAUCAGAUCCUUGUCAACACGUUCCUAGUCAUCUUGGUGAUAUUGAAGACUGGUCUACUGGUCUCAACAGGGAGUCUGAAAUACAAGAUCCUAACGCAUUUGAAGGAAGAAGUUAUCAACAUGAAUCGAUCAAACUUUUGAAAACUGAUACUCCUCUAUGGGUACCAAUCACACAGAAUCCAGGUUUUAUGACAGAAGAUAUGAUACAACAACAAGCUGAUGUGUUUGAAAGCCUAGGUACCUCGGAUGAUGCUACUCAGUUACGUGCGAAAUUGCAAUCUGCCCAACUAUUAUCAGAUAUGCAAGCAUUCAAAGCGGCCAAUCCAUAUGCUGUAUUGGAAGACUUUGUUAGAUGGCAUUCACCCAAGGAUUGGAUUGAAUCUCCUGGAUGUCUAAGCGCAAGAAUGUCAGAACCUACUAAUAUAUGGCAAGAAUUAUGGAAGUGCUCAAGAAGAAUACCUGUCUCACGUCAAAAAUCAUUAUUUAAUCUUACUGCUGAAGGAGAAAAGGCUUUACAUUAUUUGGAGAGUUUAUCGGUACAUGAUGUUUUCUCACUAUUACUUCCUACUAUGGGUCUGAUCAUGUACGAUACUUUGGCUAGUCAACCUAUUGUGAAAUAUAUCCGCCCUGUGGCCUUGGGUCUCAAUGAAUUGGCAACUGCACUGAUGAACUAUCCUUGGGAUGCCUUGAAGUAA
Molecule: messenger RNA, 2145 nt
Organism: Halteromyces radiatus
Lineage: Eukaryota; Fungi; Mucoromycota; Mucoromycetes; Mucorales; Cunninghamellaceae
Product: Rab3 GTPase-activating protein catalytic subunit-domain-containing protein
Exons: 8
Coding region: 1-2145 (714 amino acids)
Biological process (GO): positive regulation of GTPase activity
Molecular function (GO): GTPase activator activity
Source: RefSeq, a predicted model, not a curated record